Messenger RNA from Neopsephotus bourkii (Bourke's parrot), 694 nucleotides. Its product is annotated as guanine nucleotide-binding protein G(o) subunit alpha-like. NCBI's taxonomy places the organism in Eukaryota, Metazoa, Chordata, Aves, Psittaciformes, Psittacidae. The transcript has 4 exons. The record is from RefSeq and is a predicted model, not a curated record. Gene Ontology annotation, biological process: G protein-coupled dopamine receptor signaling pathway; adenylate cyclase-modulating G protein-coupled receptor signaling pathway. Bases 260 to 595 code for a protein of 111 amino acids. Gene Ontology annotation, cellular component: heterotrimeric G-protein complex. Gene Ontology annotation, molecular function: mu-type opioid receptor binding; corticotropin-releasing hormone receptor 1 binding; G protein-coupled serotonin receptor binding.
AGACAGCUUAGAUCGAAUCGGAGCUGCAGACUAUCAGCCCACAGAGCAGGAUAUACUCCGAACCAGGGUCAAAACAACUGGCAUUGUAGAAACCCACUUCACAUUUAAAAACCUCCACUUCAGGCUCUUUGAUGUCGGGGGCCAGCGGUCAGAACGCAAGAAGUGGAUUCACUGCUUUGAGGACGUCACAGCGAUCAUUUUCUGUGUCGCGCUGAGUGGCUAUGACCAGGUGCUCCAUGAAGAUGAAACCACGAACCGCAUGCAUGAAUCUCUCAUGCUCUUCGACUCCAUCUGUAACAACAAAUUCUUCAUUGAUACCUCCAUCAUUCUCUUCCUCAACAAGAAAGACCUAUUUUCUGAGAAGAUCAAGAAAUCACCUCUGACCAUCUGCUUCCCCGAAUACACAGGUCCCAACACCUACGAGGAUGCGGCUGCCUACAUCCAAGCACAAUUUGAAAGCAAAAACCGCUCCCCCAACAAGGAGAUUUACUGCCAUAUGACGUGUGCCACAGACACAAACAACAUCCAGGUGGUAUUUGAUGCCGUCACUGACAUCAUCAUUGCUAACAACCUGCGGGGCUGUGGCUUGUACUGACACCCCCCCCAGUGCAAAGCGACUUCUAGGGUGGCGGUAGCUCUGGUGCCAGGAGAGAAAAGAAACAUGAAAAUAAAGAUUAAUAACAAUAACAAAAAA